AUGACUUACGGCGAGAUUGAUCAGUUGGCCAUCAACACCAUUCGUCUGCUUGCAGUCGAUGCCACCUUCCACAGCAACUCGGGACACCCCGGUGCUCCCAUGGGCAUGGCACCUGUUGCCCACGUCCUCUUCAACAAAUUCAUGAAGUUCAACCCCAAGAACCCGAAAUGGUUGAACAGAGAUCGCUUCGUUCUCUCCAACGGCCACGGCUGCAUGCUGCAAUAUGCUUUGCUGCACCUUUUUGGCUAUCAGUUGAGCAUGGAUGAUAUCAAGAAGUUCAGAACUGUCGAUAGCAUCACCCCUGGUCACCCCGAAGCCCAUGACACACCCGGAAUUGAGGUCACCACUGGGCCUCUUGGUCAGGGUGUGUGCAAUGCUGUUGGUCUGGCCAUGGCGCAGGCUCACACUGCCGCCACCUUCAACAAGCCCGGAUUUGACGUUGUUGACAACUACACAUACUGCUUCCUCGGUGAUGGCUGCUUGAUGGAGGGCGUCUCCAGCGAGGCCUCUUCUCUUGCUGGCCACCUUCAGCUCGGCAACCUGAUCUGCAUUUACGAUGACAACCACAUUUCCAUUGACGGUGACACCAACUGUGCCUUCACUGAGGAUGUUGUUAAGCGAUACGAGGCCUAUGGCUGGCACGUCGAGAUCGUCCACGAUGGCGACACCGAUCUCGCUGGCAUGGAGGCUGCCAUCAAGAAGUGCCAAGAGUUCAAGGACAAGCCAUCUCUGAUCAAGCUCAAGACCACCAUUGGCUACGGCUCACUCCAGCAGGGCACCCACGGUGUCCACGGCUCUCCUCUCAAGGCCGACGACAUCAAGCAGCUCAAGCAGAAGUGGGGUUUCCCUGAGGAUUCCUUCUACGUCCCCAAGGAAGUCUAUGACCUCUACGGCAAGCACUCCUCUGAGGGUGCCUCUCAUGAGGAGAAGUGGAACCAGCUGAUGGGCAAGUAUGCUCAACAGUUCCCCAAGGAGGCCGCUGACCUCGAGCGUCGCCAGAAGGGUGACCUCCCCGAGGGCUGGGAGAAGAACUUGCCCGUCUACACCCCCGCUGAUCCCGCUGUCGCUUCUCGCAAGCUGUCCGAGACCGUUUUGGGCAAGAUUGAGGCCGCCAUCCCCGAACUCUUCGGUGGUUCUGCUGACUUGACUGGCUCCAACCUGACCCGCUGGAAGUCUGCUGUUGACUUCCAGCCCAAGGCCACUGGUCUUGGUGACUAUGCUGGCCGAUAUGUCCGAUAUGGUGUCCGUGAGCACGGUAUGGGCGCCAUCAUGAACGGUCUCGCUGCCUACGGUACCAUCCUGCCUUAUGGCGGUACCUUCCUCAACUUCGUCUCGUACGGUGCCGGUGCCGUCCGUCUGUCCGCUCUGUCCCAGGUCCGCGUUCUCUGGGUUGCCACCCACGACUCCAUUGGUCUUGGUGAAGACGGUCCUACUCACCAGCCUAUUGAGACCUUGGCUCACUUCCGUGCCCUGCCCAACUGCAUGGUCUGGCGCCCUGCUGACGGCAACGAGACCAGCGCUGCUUACUACGUUGCUUUGACCUCUAAGCACACUCCCAGCAUUAUGGCUCUGUCACGACAGAACCUGCCCCAGCUUGAGGGCUCCAGCAUCGAGAAGGCCAGCAAGGGCGGUUAUGUCCUGCGCGAGGUGUCCGGCGCCAACAUCACCCUGGUCUCCACUGGUUCCGAGGUCGGCAUCUGCUUGGAAGCUGCCAAGUACCUCGAGGAGAAGCAUGGCGUCAAGGCCCGUAUUGUCUCCAUUCCUUGCUUCGAGGUCUUUGACUCUCAGCCCAAGGAGUACAGACUCUCUGUCCUGCCCGAUGGCGUCCCCUCCUUGUCCGUUGAGGUCAUGAGCACCAUGGGCUGGGAGCGAUACACCCACGAGCAGUUCGGUAUCAACCGCUUCGGUGCUUCUGGUGCCUACAAGGAUGUCUACAAGAAGUUCGAGUUCACCCCUGAGGGUAUUGCCAAGCGAGCCGUGGCCACGGUCGAUUUCUGGAAGGAUGUCCCCAACGUCCGCUCCCCCGUCAACCGAGCUUUCCAGCAGCUCAUUUAA
Pochonia chlamydosporia 170 is the source of this 2055-nucleotide messenger RNA. RefSeq names its product transketolase 1. Gene Ontology annotation, cellular component: cytosol. Gene Ontology annotation, biological process: pentose-phosphate shunt. The transcript has 6 exons. The coding region runs from base 1 to 2055 and encodes 684 amino acids. The record is from RefSeq and is a predicted model, not a curated record. Gene Ontology annotation, molecular function: transketolase activity. Lineage: Eukaryota; Fungi; Ascomycota; Sordariomycetes; Hypocreales; Clavicipitaceae.